CAUUCACCACAACGUCUCAACAUCAAAACCACAUACUGCCUUACGCCCUUGAGCCGAAAUGACUGACUUCACUCGGAUCUUCCGGCGGACCACGUACGCUACCAUCAGUCCAAGCAACCCUGGCAACACCCAGACUGGGCGUACAGUCUUGAUUAUUGGUGCCUCUGAAGGAGUCGGCCUCGAUAUUGCCAAAGCAUUCUGCGAAGCGAACGCCAAAGCAGUCAUCAUCUCCUCACGGUCCAAAGCGAAACUUGAUGUUGCUACGGCCAGCCUCAAGCAGAUUGUACCUAGCUGCGAUGUCAGCUCAAUUGUCUCCGAUGCUGCGGAUAUCGGCCAAAUUGAGAGUCUGUGGCAACAGCUUGCUGAAGCAGGGACCUUGAUUGAUGUUCUUGUGCUCAAUGCAGCUGCAUCAGACAACAUCAACGAGCUGGAUCCUCUCGAGGUAGCUAGAUUCUUUCAAGCGAACGUGAUUGCCAAACUGCAUAUCCUGCAUCGCUUCCAGAACCAGAAGCAUGGCCCAUCAGCAAGGCCCAUGGUCUUGAUCGAUAUUUCGUCAGCGGCCUUACAAACCUACCCGCAUCCCAGACUAGCACUCGGGUAUCCUUCGACGAAAGCCGGCUUUUCAAACUACCUAUGCCACUUGGCUGACAUUGUGCCUGAGCCUUCGAUGCGAAUCAUCAGCCUCCAUCCAGGAGUCGUGUACACCUCUGCUGUAGAGCGAGCAAGCGGAGGUCGAGGCAAAGACUUGCCAAUCUGGGACGAUCCAUCUCUUGCAGCACACAUGGCUCUCUGGCUAUCUUCGCCCGCUGCAGCAUUUCUACAUGGCAGGUUUAUAUGGGCAAACUGGGACGCGGACGAGCUCGUGGCGAGGAGGGAAGAGAUUUUGAGCGAUCAUGGGUUGUUGAAAGUGGGCAUUACAGGAGUGAAGAGCUUCAAUAUGCCAAAGUUGAUGGAGAAAUGUGCCGAAUUUCCUGGUUGA
Sphaerulina musiva SO2202 is the source of this 979-nucleotide messenger RNA. Its product is annotated as NAD(P)-binding protein. Gene Ontology annotation, molecular function: oxidoreductase activity. Gene Ontology annotation, cellular component: cytosol. The record is from RefSeq and is a predicted model, not a curated record. NCBI's taxonomy places the organism in Eukaryota, Fungi, Ascomycota, Dothideomycetes, Mycosphaerellales, Mycosphaerellaceae. Bases 59 to 979 code for a protein of 306 amino acids. The transcript has a single exon.